AUGAACUCAUCAAUUAAUUCUUUUCGUCUUCCCGUUGACUGUGUUAGAGAAAUAUUCUAUCAUUUGCUCGGCAACUAUGAUGCACUUUUCUCUUGUGCUUUAGUCAACAGAUCGUGGUGCAAAACAGCUAUUCCUUUGUUAUGGUGUGAUGUUUUUAGUGGCGAAUCUCCAUCUGCUGAAAAAAGAAUAAUGAUCAUUUCUACGUGUAUAAAAUGCCUCUCAGAAAUUCAAAGGCAAACCUUGAUAAACAACAACAUAAACCUUCAAGAAGAUUUCAAACCAGCUCUAUUUAAUUAUCCAAAGUUUUUAAAGUUUUUGAACUGCAAUAAUUUCGAUAAAGCAUUACAAGCUUGGUGCGAAAAGUCUAUUAAGCCUAAUACUGAUAAAAUGGAAUUUCAAAACACAUUAAAUAUUUGCAAUCACAUAAUCGGUCAAUAUAUCUUGAAUCACUCAACUGGUUUAUAUACAUUAUGCCUAGAUGAACAUAGCAGUGAUGGACAAUGUCUUAUGCAUCUUCCCCCAGAUGUAUAUCCGGAAGAACUUUGUUACACUUUUUCGAAAUUGACUGAAUUACAUAUAAAUAAAUGGUUUCCAAUAAUCACUCAAAAUUUAUCAAGUGUAUUACUAUUUUUUGAGAAAUUAUCUUUAUGUUCUCGUCGUAUCACAAAACUUACAAUCUCAUUAAACCAAGUUGGCAAUACUGCUUAUCAUCCUGAAGUAUUCAAGCACUUAUUCUCGCUAAUCAAUUCUCAGUGCAAUCUUCAAUCAUUUACUAUGACUUUUCCUAUUAAUUUACAAUCAUCUUUAUUAUUCUCAUCCCUUUCAAAUCAAUCUCAUUCUUUAAAACACCUCGAAUUAAAUAGAUUUUAUGAUAUCCCUAUUUUACUUCCUUACUUAUCAUCUUUUAAUUUAGAAACUCUGAAAUUCGUUUAUUCUAAUGAUCUAAUUAUACAACCUAAUCCAAGUCCUUUACCAUCUUUAUCCUCAGAAACUCGAUUUAGAAUUAAAAAUCUAAUUAUUUCUGAGCCUCCUGAUUCUACACUCCAUCCAUUUUUUUCUUUAAUCACAAAAAUGUCUGGAUCAAAUUUGACGAAGUUAUCUUUUAAUGGUUGCGAUGAAACUUUGACAAAAACAAUAGGCGAUAGUUGUUUAAAUCUUACUUCCUUAACAAUAAUGACUAAUUUCUCAAUAUUUGAAUGUUUUUUGAAGUCACUUUCAAAAUUGAAAAAACUCAAAUACUUGGAUGUAAAAAAAGCAAGAAACGAUAUUGAAUUUACAAAUGACAUGAGUUUACAAUUUGCGAAAACAAUUCCAAACACUCUUGAAGAAUUGGAUUCUGAUUUAAUAACUGAUCAAAAACAUUUAGAUAUAUUUAUUAAAGAAUUCAAACCACCUUUAUCGGAAUUAACUAUUCAUCCAAAUGAAUUCUGA
This is a messenger RNA of Dentiscutata heterogama, 1431 nucleotides long. The record is from the annotation of a GenBank genome assembly. NCBI's taxonomy places the organism in Eukaryota, Fungi, Glomeromycota, Glomeromycetes, Diversisporales, Gigasporaceae.